Messenger RNA from Condylura cristata (star-nosed mole), 1190 nucleotides. RefSeq names its product synovial sarcoma translocation gene on chromosome 18-like 1 (gene SS18L1). NCBI's taxonomy places the organism in Eukaryota, Metazoa, Chordata, Mammalia, Eulipotyphla, Talpidae. Bases 163 to 483 code for a protein of 106 amino acids. The transcript is spliced from 3 exons. The record is from RefSeq and is a predicted model, not a curated record.
GAGGAACCUCUAGGCUGAGCUGUGAGGCUGGGGACCCAGCCGCGCCGGGCCGAUGCUGCUCGCGGCGGCCUCGCUGCCCUCCCGGAACCCUGCUGACCGGGGUCCACACGUCCUUCCCGCACGCCUGCGCCGUGGACUGGCCGGGGCUGGGCCUCCGUGGCCAUGUGCGGGGGGUGGCGGCCGCAGCCAGGGCUGCUUCUCUCAGCAGGGAACUCGCAGUACAGCCAGCAGCAGGCGGGGUACCAGCAGGGCACGGCCCAGCAGCAGGCGGGGUACCAGCAGCAGUACCCCAACCAGCAGAGCUACCCCGGGCAGCAGCAGGGCUACGGCCCGGCGCAGGGCGCCCCCUCGCAGUACCCCGGCUACCAGCAGGGCCAGGGCCAGCAGUACGGCAGCUACCGGGCCUCCCAGGCGGGCCCGUCCGCCCAGCAGCAGCGGCCCUACGGCUACGAGCAGGGUCAGUACGGAAACUACCAGCAGUGAGGCCGGUGCCCAGCUUGGGCCUGGGGCGGGCGUCCACUGGGUCGCGGCCGGCGGCGGUCCUGACAGACAGCAGAGCGUGGGCCGCAGGGACGGGGCAGCGCCCCGCGGGACACCUGGUGCUGUGUACAGUCGCGUCUGUCCGGCGGAGCGGUGGCCCUGCCCCCCUCGCUCUAGCUCGCUCCAGGGACCUCUGGCCAUCAGAGUAUCCUGUGCCCAGCGCCGGGACCUGUCUGCAGAGGCCGCGGUCGCGUCUGCGGCAGACCGGGCAGCCGCGCCGUCGGAUGGGGCUGUGAGCGCGUCUGGCGCCGGCUCCGUGGCCGCUGGACACGCCCUGGACAACGGCCUCUCGGCGCUCCCGCGGGCUGCGUCCCUCCCGACGCUCAAACAGACGUGCGGGCGUCCCCGGCGCGAGGCCGGGCCACCCCGGGGCGAGUCCAUGGUCUCGCCGCUGUUUCUCCACAAUGUGUGUGUGCGCGAGGGAGCGAGACCGGCGCAGAGACUGGCCGAGGCCGGCCACCGCCAGGGACGGCUCGGCGUCACGUCAGCUGGACCUGCUUUACCCGGCGGCCACUCGCCGCGGGGCGUCCCUGCAGCGCCCCCUCCAGGGCAUCAGGAACUCCGGCCGCGGACGUCGCCGUUUAGAUGCUGUGCAGCCGUGAAGGGCGCUCGCCCGGGCAGCCACUGGGGCGGGGCCGCUGACCGCGGGG